AUGGCUGCCGAGAAGCCCUUCAACCAAGCGGGGAAAAUGCUCUCUAAGGAGUCUGUCGAGAAGCCUGACAUGACGGACGAAGUAACCAAGACUCUUGGAACUGAGGCCGUUCAGGUCGGAGUUAAGAUAGUAAACGGACGACGUUUCACUUUUCGCGAUCGCGAUAGCAAUGGAAAACUGCUUCCACCAAAUAAGCAUUGGACCGACGAAGAGGGAAACUCCGAGGGACACGACGAGGAGUUGUGGGAAAAGAAGUUGCUUCUACGCGAUUGGAUCUAUGGUCGCAUGUCUCCCGAAGAAUUCGAUGCCCACUUUCCUUGGUAUAUGGGCCCCCCUAAGGAAUGGUAUAGGAUCAACAAAGAAGCAGAUGGGAUGCCGCAGGAAGAGAAAGAGGACGUAUCUGAUGUCCGAUCUUCAGAUCCCCAUGAAUUCAACGAAAACAACGGCAAGGAAGAUGAUUCCCGCUACGAAGAUGAUUCGUGGAUCGAAAAGACUAGCUGGAAUGAAGAAGAAGCAGGGUGGAUCGUGAAUGAUCACACCCUGAGCAUGCUGAUCGAUGAAUACUAUGCUUGCCUCAAUGGGGAUGAUGGUGACCUUUCGCCUCAACCCAGCAAGGAACCCCCCAAGACCGAGGAAGGUUUAGUGGAAGGGCUGCCAGAAAACAAGGCCAUAAAGGAUCACCACCUCGCUGAAGGAGAAGCCGAAGAGUGGCUGGAGCGAGAGGAUCCAAACAAGCCUCGCUAUGCCUCCUACUAUGGAGAUGGCAGUGGACUUCCCCUACGACCUGGUAUGGGACCGCCGAUGACUGAGGAAGAAUACCAGGAGUCCUGGAAGAAGUCAAUGGAGCCUUUCGAGAUUGUCUGGAACAAGACCGAGGAGGAGCUUGAUGCUCAGCAUUCGGAAUACAAGGAUCACUACUGGACAGAAGAAGAAGCCGCGAAGUUGCUGGAAGGGGACAGUGACGACGAACUUCACCCCUAUGCCUCCUACUAUGGAGAUGGAGAGGAGUCGUUCAAGAAGUGGCGAGUUGAAGAGGACAAGAUUUUCAAUAUGUCUGAUGAGGAGUUCUAUACUGACUCUCCGAAACGCGAGCGCAAUUUGGAAUCGCUUUGUACCGAGGAGGAAGGGUUGCGCUUGAUGGAGGAAUGUGAAGAAGAUCAUGCCCGCAGAAAAGAAGCCAUGAUUCGUAAAUGGGAGGAAUCCAGCAAAGCAUGCCCUGAAAACCAACUGUAA
Messenger RNA from Fusarium tjaetaba, 1233 nucleotides. RefSeq lists its product as uncharacterized. Bases 1 to 1233 code for a protein of 410 amino acids. The transcript is spliced from 7 exons. The record is from RefSeq and is a predicted model, not a curated record. NCBI's taxonomy places the organism in Eukaryota, Fungi, Ascomycota, Sordariomycetes, Hypocreales, Nectriaceae.